Linnemannia hyalina is the source of this 831-nucleotide messenger RNA. Lineage: Eukaryota; Fungi; Mortierellomycota; Mortierellomycetes; Mortierellales; Mortierellaceae. The record is from the annotation of a GenBank genome assembly.
AUGUGGUCUGUCCGAGUCGCCCAACACGACGCCAAGUACUGUUCCGUCAUCCAAUCGACUUUUACUGCACUCGAACACCUGGACAUCUAUGUCUCCUACUCCCGCACCACCAAGCCUCAUAUGGCUGCAUACUCACACAUGAACCUUGACGCAAUUUUCAGCAUUGGGUACGCACUCGAGCACCGAUUCAACCAGCUAACUCUCACUGUUAUGACAGAGGAGCGCCAGGACUUGGAGCGGCUGGCCUUUCCCGGCAUCAUAUCGAGUAACGAUAACACGUUCGAUGACAUCCCUGAGUUGGAGGGUGGUGGGUUUGUGAUCGAUGGCGUUACCUCGACAAAGCUGACGCACCUCGACCUUGCGGACAUGCGUCUGUCGUUGGAGGUGAUCUGUCGACUCAACAGAUAUUUCCCAAACCUCGAGAGGCUGACUGUUGGAGGACGGAACCUUACAGAGCCAUUGUCGGAUCAACAAAAUACUGACUUUGUUGCGACCCCCCUCUCUGUCAAGUCGUUCGCGCUCCACUUUGGAACUGUAGACGAUUUGUUGGUACUCCUCCCGUUGAUGGUACUUGAUCUUGCUGGAUCUGAGUCGAGGGACGGAAUCGAUUCAAAGCAGUUUACUUUCACAGAGCUGAAACACGGUAUUAUGAAGCAGAUGGAAAUGAUCGCGCGUCUUCGAGCCAAGUGUCUCCAAGAUCUCGAAUGCCUGACGCUCAAGUGCCACUCCGCAUGGGCGUUUCUGAAUUUUGCGCCAGGAAACGUCUCACCUCAUCCAUCCAUUUCCCUGAGCACUCUCGAACUUGGAGUUAUUAAGACCAAACUUCAGUAA